CAUGACUUCAUCGAGCUCAAACUUCCGAAACCACACCGGACUCGGAACCAAUCACGAAAACAAAUAAAAGGUCAAGAGGCUCCUAUCAUAUGAGGAAUAGUCACAAAACGUUUCUGUCAAGAAUAUCUUCUGCCACCAUCGUUACUCAACCAUGUCAAACACACAAACAUCGCAAAGACACACUCUCUCGGGAAAUAGUAACUUGCGCAACACAGACUAUACUGAUCCUGCGGCGCAGGUGAACCAAGGCAUCAUCGACGGCAGACCUGAAGGUCAGCAGCCACGCGCAGCGCCUGUUACCCUUGAUACUUAUGUUGACGAGGACGCGUCGGCUAAUACACCUCCUGUGACUCGGGCUUCAGAUACGCUGGUUGGAGCUACCUCAGCUGACGUCCACGACGGUCUUGGCCAUCCCGGUCAGGGGAUGUCGAGUAAGGAGUUGAGACAUGAUGGUCAGCCAGGGCGGAAGCGGCAUGGGCAGGGGACGGAUCAAUUUGGUCAGGGGACGGCAGGAGAUAGUUUCAAGAAGUUGGACGGUGCAAGUGAGCGUAGAUUUGUUGCCGCAGAGUCUGACCUUAGGGGAGAGUGAUCGUCAUCAAUUUUCUUAUAGAACCUUCUAU
Messenger RNA from Suillus subalutaceus, 620 nucleotides. RefSeq lists its product as uncharacterized. NCBI's taxonomy places the organism in Eukaryota, Fungi, Basidiomycota, Agaricomycetes, Boletales, Suillaceae. The record is from RefSeq and is a predicted model, not a curated record. The coding region runs from base 152 to 589 and encodes 145 amino acids. The transcript is spliced from 2 exons.